AUUUCUUCUCCUUUCUUCUACUUUACUUUUAAGCAAAUAUAUGAGCUCUACACAUAAUAAUAGUCAUUCAAGUGGUUGCACUUAUCGUUUUAUCGAAAGUUCAUUAGCUACUCUUCCAUCUACAAUUAAUUAUGAUCUAGAAAUAAGACAGCAACCAAAUAGAGCUAAGCUUAGUGUUAUCAACGAAAGAGAUAGAAGACCUAUUGAACCUCCACCCAUAUUGCAACUUCAUUGGAAAAAUUGUACAGAAAAUGAAUUAAAAAAAUGUCUUCAAAGUCCGUUUUAUUUUACAGUAGCCAAUCUUGUUACUGAAGAUGAUCCUGAAACUCCGUUGCUACCCAUCCAAAAUUAUUUAUCGGGCUCAACUGUCUCUUCCCUUUAUAGACUCCGAGACAUUGAUAACUCUGAUGGUGGAUUUUUUGUAUUUGGUGAUCUCGCUGUCAAGAAGGAGGGGCGAUUUAAAUUAAGAUUUUCCUUAUUUGAAAUAGUAGAGGGUGAAGUUCGAAACAGAAAGACUAUUUUAUCUGAUACUUUUACAGUCUAUAUUCCUAAACAAUUCCCUGGUCCUACUGAAGCUACUUUUCUUUCUAGAACAUUUUCUGAUCAAGGCGUUAAAAUGAGAAUUCGUAAAGAACAUCGACUUCAAUCUCGAAAAAGAAAAAUUGAACAAACACAUGAUUCUAUAUCAAGUGAAUCUUCUUAUCCUGUAAAGAAAUAUCAACCAAAAGACUCAAAGCUUAUCGUUUCUUCUCCUUCUUAUGCUGAACAUUCUUCUUCUUCUUCUACUACUACUUCUUCAGAUGUCUUAUUUGGGCGCUGGCAAGCAAUGGCUCACUCUGAUAGACAUAUUUCAGAUCAACAAUCUAGAGUACCAUUGUCGCCUCAACAUAAAAAUAAGGAUCAUUAUUUAAAACAUACAUUUCAAUCUUCAGACGACCCAACAUAUGCAUUCCCUAGUCCUGAAAGUACAAUUUAUCAUCAUACAUCAUCUUCAAAUACAACCCCUAUUACGCGCUCCAUGUCAGUAGCCUAUAGUAGUUACCCAUCACUAUCAUCAUCAUCAUAUACAAAACAAUCGCAUGUACCUCGUAAUUCUUGGCCAACGAUUUCCUAUUCUACUACAUCUUCAUUUUCAUCUACUUCAACCCCAAGUUCAACUAGUUCCACAUCACCCGUUUUAAUCGCUGCUAAUCAUCUUACUGAUUCCCCACCCUUAAUGGCAAGAGAAUUACCCGCUGAUUUAUCCCUAGCCAGAUAUCAUACAUGUUCUGAUCGUCAUAAAUAUCAAACUCGAUCUACUGUGGAUCGAUUACCUACACCACCCAUAUCCAUAACCGAGCUACAUCAUCUUGCUACCGGUACACAAGGUUGGGGUACACGAUUGCCUCCUUUAAGAGCCAUUAUGAAUCAAUUAGAUCGUAAGAAACCUUCUUUUCCUUUAAUACUACCACCACCUACUGUAGUUCCUCUUGGUCAAUCCAAUCAUUCAUUAUAUGAACAAACUUCUCAUUAUCAUCCAUAUUAUUAAAAAAAAAAAUUACACGCAUACACACAUACAUAUAUAUAUAUAUUCCUCUUUUCUACCUUUCAUACAUGUAUAUUGACUUAAUUAUUCUUCCUUCUUAUCC
Cokeromyces recurvatus is the source of this 1628-nucleotide messenger RNA. Its product is annotated as velvet factor-domain-containing protein. The record is from RefSeq and is a predicted model, not a curated record. NCBI's taxonomy places the organism in Eukaryota, Fungi, Mucoromycota, Mucoromycetes, Mucorales, Mucoraceae. The transcript has 7 exons. The coding region runs from base 41 to 1528 and encodes 495 amino acids.